Messenger RNA from Anopheles nili, 2252 nucleotides. RefSeq names its product sorting nexin-14-like. Lineage: Eukaryota; Metazoa; Arthropoda; Insecta; Diptera; Culicidae. The record is from RefSeq and is a predicted model, not a curated record. Gene Ontology annotation, molecular function: phosphatidylinositol binding. The transcript has 7 exons. Gene Ontology annotation, biological process: autophagosome maturation. Gene Ontology annotation, cellular component: late endosome. Bases 1 to 2214 code for a protein of 737 amino acids.
AUGCAUAUUUUAAUACAUACCGUCAAGGAUAUAGUGAUGAAAUUUUAUCACGAUGAUAUAGCGCGUUUGAUUGCUGCAGCAGUGUUGUUAGUAUCCUUCAGUUGUACGUUUUACGUCAGUUUCAUCAUUGGCGUUGUUAUAUUGCUGUUUUUCAUCAAUGGUUGUACGGCAGCUGUGUUUGUGUUGAAUCAUAAGAACUCCUUCGGAAGAUGCCUGCAGAAAAUCAAAGAUUUUGUUGCUCCCAAUGAUAAACAGUAUUCGAAUAGCAACGGAUGCAGUGUUUGCGGCAAUGAACAAUGUUCAAGACAACACAAUCGCAACCAACCCCUACGGGCGACACCGUUGCCUCGCAUUGAUCGGUCGCUAGAUGAGGCCAUUGAUGCAUUCUUUACACAUAUAUUAGACAACUUUAUCCUUAUAUGGUACAACCGAGUGACCCCGGAUGAAGAUUUUGUGUACCAUUUAAAAUGCUCUUUACGCGAUGCAAUAUGUCGAUUAAUAGUGCGGGCGAAGCAAGUGGAUGCUGUUAGUGUGAUAAUGAACCGAUUGCUACCUGUAGUGUUUGUACACUACGAGAUUAUUGCUAAGAUGUUGCUGGUCGAUCGCGUUCCGAUGGAUAAGCUAGCGAAAACGUUCGUCAUCGAUGAGUAUCAAAUUCACCCGGCGGUACUGAACCGGGCAGCGGAACUAAACUAUCUCCGAGGGAUUGCAAAGGUGCUCAUUCCAAAACUUUUCACUGUAGAAAAUACGAGCAGCAAAAUUUUUUUCAAUCUCGUCAAGGAGCUGCUCACCUUUUGGGUGCUUUUGCCAGUACUGGACGUGAUCGCAGAUCCAAACCUUGUCAACUUGCUCAUAAUAUUUGCGACUGAUGAACGACGUACAAGGGACGCUUCACAUAAGAUAAAAAAUGUUGCGUCCAAUGGACGGUCGCCUUAUGAAAAAGUUAACAUGUUGGACGAUUUUGUUACCCGAAGUCUGGGAAAGAGUAAACAUCGUGGCACAGAGCUUGCAAUCCUCCCUCAUAAUACUCUCUAUCUCUGGCAAGACAAGGAAAAAUUGUACUAUUUUAUGCAGUUUUUAAUCAAGGAGGGAUCGGUGGAUUUACUACAGUUCUGUCUGGAUGUAGAUAAUCUGAACAAGGAAUUAGAAGACCCACAUAUAACAACUGAUCCGAGCAAGCUUUCAUCGUUGCAUCAGCAGUCGGAAAAUUUGCUCCGUAAGUAUCAUACGCUAGUAUUAACCGGAUCUGAUCUAGACCAUGGUGGCGCCACUACUCUUACGGAAGCUUACAAUCAGACACGGCAAAAACUUGAAGAAAAGUGGGUAAAAGAAUUUAGCAAAACAUCGGAAUAUUUUGCCUUAGUUUAUGGAGAGCGCGAAAUCAAGAAAUUCGCUAACAAAAGGGAGGGUGAAGGAACUAGCGGUGGUUCGGGGAUAAAGCUGAGUGCUAAAUUUAAGGAAGUGAUUCGUGGCGCUGUUGAUGGGGCCCCAAUCGAAGCUACUGAAUCUCCCACGGUGUGGGAUGCUUUAAAUGAUACUCAUCCUGGAAACAACAUUUAUAGCUCCGUCACGCAAAAACUUCGCAAGGAGAAAGGCCAAAGCUUGGAUGUUUUCAUGAAUACUUUUAUGCAUUCCAUCGAACAAAGCCCUGACGUAGGCGAAGACGUGGCACAGGAAAAUGAACCGGUUAGCAGGAAAAUAAAAUUGCCUGGCCAAAGUGUUGUGUUUGGGGAUUUGUUUGAGCUGAAAAAAUCAUCGAAAUACACCCAUACCACAACAUUGAUGUCACAUAGUGUUCGGGGACCUUCUCAGUGCUUUAUUUACAUACUGGUUAAAGUGCUGAAUGCUCCCCUGUUCGUCGUUCGACUGGUUCUAGCUUGUUGCGGCGUUUCGCGUCAAACUGUAGACACCUUAAUUAACGUUUUCGUAGUGAAGCUAAUUAGCAGUGGAUUAAAGGAAAAUCGGCUGGCAAAGCUUGUCAACAUUCUGCGGGAACACAUUUUCUUGCGAAAGCAGAUGGAACCAACACCUGCAACACUGCUGAGAAGACAACAGGAAGCCCGUAAGCGACUGCAGGACACUCGAAACGGUUUAGGCAAUGUAGCGGACGUGUUGCAGUCGCCAGUGCUUAACAAACAUCUUAUUUAUUGCUUAUUUGAUAUUGUGUUGUUGGAGAUGUUUCCGGAAAUGAAUGAACUAUUAUGUAACAAAUAGCCUUCGGCGAUGUUGAGCUGAAGCAAGUAUUGAUGAAA